Molecule: messenger RNA, 693 nt
Organism: Colletotrichum costaricense
Lineage: Eukaryota; Fungi; Ascomycota; Sordariomycetes; Glomerellales; Glomerellaceae
Exons: 1
Coding region: 1-693 (230 amino acids)
Source: RefSeq, a predicted model, not a curated record
AUGACCAACGCGGACCCGGGUUUGACAAGCUGCCCUUUCUUUUGCACGGAGCAGAUGCCAGGUCCCUUCGGAUCAGGCAGAGUAUCGAGCAGGUGGUCAGUCAGCGAACGAUGUGUGGCCAUCAGACAACUCUGUUCGGAGACUGGGCGGCCUUAUGAGUACCGUGUACGGAGUACCUAUGGGCUCUGGGAAUACCCAUCAUGUUUCUCAAAGUGCAAUCCUUUGUCAGAAAAGCGGCCGGCGGCCAGCUAUACAUCGCGUUUCCCGAGUUUGAUGGAGGCUGAUCAAAAACACCCGGCCAAACUACCGGUGCCCCGUGGUUAUCGUACGUCGGCACGCAUGCCGAUGUCGCGAAUUUGGUGCAAAGGAGAGAGCCGCACUCAAGGCCUCUAUCCGUACCGCAGUAGUGUCUACCGCUUAUCUAUAUUCUUCACGCCUUCUGGAAGGGCGUCGGGAUCUGAAGAAAAAACAAGUGGCAGUCAAUUCCUGUGCCUGACCCGGUAUCCUCAUCAGUCGCGAAGGCAUGGAAGACACCUACAUCGCACAUCGCCCAACACAAGAUGCGCUGACCUGACAUCCGACCCUCACACCCCGUCUCUUCCAGUAUACACAUUCGAUUAUCAGCUGGCAAUCGUUUGCAGUUUGCUGUCAAGUGGUUCUUUUUCGCCACGGGCUGGACUGCCACCCGAAUGA